AUGGACGAGAAGGGUGUGCCAGAUCUUGAGAGAAGACCAAAUCCCCCAGGGUGGGUUCAACCCAAGGCGCCAUACAACCCAUACGACCCUACCGAUGUUCGUCCAGCUGAAGGGUAUCCCUCUGAGUUCAAUGCGCCUAGUGCAAUGAAGAAGAAUACUGGUAAGAUUGCAAGAGAUUUGACGGAUUAUCAAAAGAUCAAAGUCGACAUGAAGAAACUACAGUAUUACCCCCGUCCACCAUCUGAACUUUAUCCCGGCAGAUACAAAGUGUUACGUCGGGUCAACCAUAAGAGCGGAUUCAACAGAGGUGCCGAUCUAACGGCCAAGGUGAGUAUCUAUGGGUUUCUUAUAUUUGGUGUUUUCUUCUAUAAGUGGAACGACCACGAAAAUGUGUUUGCACCAUUUCGAAGAUUACAGCUCCGAAUCAAGGAGCUAGUUAUGGGCGACCUUUCUGUUGACGAUUACAAUGACGUCUAUAAUUACGAUGGAAACAAGGCCAUCCCGCAGAGGCCGCUACCUUCCAUUAUGUAUGAGGCCAAUGUGGGGAAGGAUCUGGUUGGACGAGAAGAAACCAACAAGGAGCACAUUAAGGACAGGUUUGGUAACAAGCACAUGGUCUACGCUGAGCAUAUCAAGCAAAAGGAGGACGAGAACAUGAUCAAGGCAUUAGACGUUGCACAGCGGGAGUUAGAAUUGAGAAAAUUGAAUGGUAUUGAGAAAGAGAAUAGCAAGCCAUUCUGGAAGGUGUGGUGA
This is a messenger RNA of Pichia kudriavzevii, 753 nucleotides long. RefSeq lists its product as uncharacterized. NCBI's taxonomy places the organism in Eukaryota, Fungi, Ascomycota, Pichiomycetes, Pichiales, Pichiaceae. The transcript has a single exon. Bases 1 to 753 code for a protein of 250 amino acids. The record is from RefSeq and is a predicted model, not a curated record.